Ilex paraguariensis (yerba mate) is the source of this 816-nucleotide messenger RNA. Lineage: Eukaryota; Viridiplantae; Streptophyta; Magnoliopsida; Aquifoliales; Aquifoliaceae. The record is from the annotation of a GenBank genome assembly.
AUGUACAGGCGAUCAUCGACGGCCCGAGGGCGAGCCAUAGAUCUGAUAACUUCCUGGUGCGUGCCAAUAAUUCAAGUGGUGAUUUGGCAUCGUGAGCAGAAGUCGAUAGAGGAAAGUGGCAGCCGAGACCAGCUCCUUCGCUGGCCGGCAGUUGAGAGAAGAGAGCAAAACUCCAUUAUGGUGGUGGUUGGUGGGGGUGGUGGCACCAAGUGUGGAAGGUGGAAUCCAACCACCGAACAGGUUAAAGUUCUGACUGAUCUGUUCAGGUCUGGACUCCGAACCCCUAGUACUGAUCAGAUCCAAAAGAUCUCUUCGCAGCUGAGCUUUUAUGGUAAGAUCGAGAGCAAGAAUGUCUUUUACUGGUUUCAAAACCAUAAAGCUAGGGAAAGACAGAAACGUCGCAGGGUUUUGGUUGAUGAACGAAAUGAGAUACACCGAGAAGACAAAGUUGCCACAGCAAAACAUUUUGGAGAGAUAAAUCAGGUUUCGGAGCCUGAAAGAGUGGUUGAGACCUUGCAACUCUUUCCAUUGAACUCAUUCAGCGAAUUGGAAUCAGAGAAGCUGAGGUUUUUUGCGAAGGAAGGAAAGGAGAAUACGUCGUUUUCUUAUAGUUUUGGGGCCGAUAUGAAUCAUCCACCAUUGGAUCUGCGUUUGAGUUUCCUGUAAACAAUGCUUAGAAGGAAUCUUAAUAUAAUUCUCUAACAUUUCAUGUUAUGAUUCGAAGAUCAGCUCUUAGGUUAGCAAGAUAAAAAAAGAAGAAGAAGAAAAAUAUUAGAACUUGGUAAAGUGACGGAGAAAGAUUCUGUAGUGAGUUGU